Molecule: messenger RNA, 960 nt
Organism: Suillus plorans
Lineage: Eukaryota; Fungi; Basidiomycota; Agaricomycetes; Boletales; Suillaceae
Exons: 6
Coding region: 1-960 (319 amino acids)
Source: RefSeq, a predicted model, not a curated record
AUGUCUUCCAACAUCCAGCCUAUGACAUCUGCAUCUGUUAAGAGCAGCGAAACUCUUUCAAGUCCCCGAAGACACUCACACAAGGCUCAGACCCUUGCUGGAGAUAGUAUUUCGCAAAGCAUUCUGCCUUCUGGGUUGUCCAGCACACCCAGACCUGUGAACACUACUACUACUAUCUCCUCUGAGACCAUCUCUCGCAAAAAAACCCUACCUAGCACACAAGGGGCUUCAAACUUCAAGAACACUCAAGUUGGAACUCCCAGGGCUAUGGGCACGCUCCGAGACUGCCAAUCCCCUGCAUUAUUGCAUCAUUUGACCAGCAUGCCACCGAGCAUUGCGCAUUAUAGGUUCAGCAUGAAAAGUAUCCCAUUGCCCAAAUUACCAGCAAUGAUGCAGCCAGACCACGAAGACCAGGACCAUGAAGAUGAAGAUGAGGACUGCAAAGACAGCCUGAGUGAAUUUACAGACUCCAGCGACACUGACCGCACAACCAAUGAACUCAAAGCACAGCUAGUCUUGAAUGCAACCCGAGCACAACAAGAUGUUCGCCUUGCGGAGAAGACAUUGGCAGAUUGCAUUCUGAAGGAGAACACUGUGCUUGGGAAACUCUACAAAUUUGAGGCUACAGUGGCUGAGAGGAUGCUGGAGGAUGCUAAUAUUGACAUCAGCUUUGUACGCCAUUCUGUCCGCAAAAGCGGCAUCACUUUAUAUGAGGACUCUAAGCCUCGAAAACAAUGUCGUCAAUCUACUAGUAGUCAAGUUGACACUAGUACACUCAGGCCAGAAGGAGACUCAACUCGGGUACCAGGUACCAGUAGAUCUGCGAGCGUGACUCUGUCCAUGACAUUCGAAUCUGAGGCUGCAGGAUUGGACUUGGAGUUACUGCCUCGAUCAUGUAACACUGUACCGUCUGUAAUACACUACAAGAUGCUGUGCUUGUGCUGCUGUAAGAUGCUGUAA